AUGUUCCUCGUCGUUAUACAAACGAUUUCGUCUAAUCUCAGAAUUUCAUGCAUACGAAGAUCAGGCCCAUUUGAAGACGCUUGGCCUUUUCUCACUCUCGAGAUCAUAUUAUCUAGCGGUGCAUUUNUUUCGAUCGAUUCGAAUAAUUGCCAUCAUUGCAUAUGUUCCUCGUCGUUAUACAAACGAUUUCGUUUAAUCUCAAAAUUUCAUGCAUACGAAGAUCAGGCCCAUUUGAAGACGCUUGGCCUUUUCUCACUCUCGAGAUCAUAUUAUCUAGCGAUGCAUUUCAGUUCACGAUCUACUUUGUUUUCGACUUCUACAUUGCCAAUCGAUCCAAACAAAUAUUCAUCAUGCAUGCGUGUCUUUUGA
Molecule: messenger RNA, 369 nt
Organism: Adineta ricciae
Lineage: Eukaryota; Metazoa; Rotifera; Eurotatoria; Adinetida; Adinetidae
Source: the annotation of a GenBank genome assembly